Messenger RNA from Anopheles nili, 751 nucleotides. RefSeq lists its product as uncharacterized. The record is from RefSeq and is a predicted model, not a curated record. Bases 1 to 708 code for a protein of 235 amino acids. NCBI's taxonomy places the organism in Eukaryota, Metazoa, Arthropoda, Insecta, Diptera, Culicidae. The transcript has 3 exons.
AUGGGUUGUGCUAGCAGUUCGCCUCUCAUCAACGGUGGAGGUCCUGGGGGAGUCGUUGAGUCGGCCAAGGAAGCCGCUGCAAAAACCGCAAACGAUGUGCUGCAUGCUGGUGAAGCGGCGAUGCAUGACGUCGGGGAACACGUGAAGGAAGCCGUCCAAAAUGUCACGCACGAGAUAGAAAACGUGCUCGGUGGCAAAAAGGACAAAUCGGACCACGUCAACGAGGACGACGCACCGGCGGACGAAAACGGCGACUAUCAGAUCAUCCGGCUGAAGGGCUCGAAACAGAACAGCGUCGAGGACACCGAGCUGAUGGAGAACAUGAAGAACGACCUGCUCACAAAGGCACAAAGCUUCGGUGACGACACCGACCGCAUGGCAGACGAUCUCAUGAAGGAAACGGAGGACCUACUGCGAGACGCCGAAACCGGCAUCGAGAUGACGACACGCAUCACCUCCUCCGAGGACGGUACGAUCGAGAUCCUUAAUCUGGAAGGUAACACGGCACGCUCGCCGAGCCGCUCGAUUGAUAGUUUGAAAACUACUUCACCAGAGCCCGAGAUCGAGCGGAUACUGGCCGGUCCUACGCCCGAUUCCCCCAAGGCAACCCUCAACACCUUGACCGUACCCGCCGCCAGUGAUGAAGGGAUGAUGCCGGCGAUGGGUGGUACACCUGCAACAGCAGACCCCAAACCCGACGUCAUAUAAUUUCAGUUCAAACUACGAGGGUGAUAAGAGCAAAACAAAAACC